UUUUUUUGAAAGUUGGCCUGUGAAGCAGGUGGUUCCUCUGCCUACGUGCAGAGAAGUUCCUUUAAAUAAGGCUUAUAGGCUGUAAUCAAUACCUGCAAAAUCUAAUGUCCAUGAUGGAGGCUUAAUUGAUGACCUGCUAGAAAUGGCACUGGAUAUAAACCAAAGGCUUCUAUAAGCUUUGGACUGGGCAAGUGGCCAGAUGCCAAGGUGAGGAGGUAGGGGAUCUCGAGGGCUAUUUGGACCCUCUAAGGCUUUUCUUAUUCAGACAGCUGGGUUUCUGCAGUGCCCAAGCCCUGCACAUACAUGUGCUUUAGAAGGAUGGAGCAAAGAGAUCAAGGACACACACACACACACACACACACACACACACACACACACACACACACACGUCAUGUGUUCGUUCAUUUGUUUCAAAAUGGUGAUAUAUGCUACAUGGUAUGUGUGGAAAAUCCAAGAUGUGGUCCGGUAGUGUCCAUUUAGGAACACCCAACAGAAUACCUCAGGAACACUCAGCAAGGCGUGUGAAGCGUUUUCUUUUAGCAGAGGCAGGUCUGGCUUUGUGCAGGGGAUUUAGGUUUUGGAGUGACAAGCUCAGGCUCCUGUGUCUUCUGAGACUGGGAGAGCCCAAGUCUCCAGGGCUGUGGGGAGAGGCCAAGACUGUGAUGGGGACAUGUAGGCCUUCAAGGGGUGUUUAAGCCUGGUGUGUGGAGCUCGUGCGUCCUCCUGCUUAGAGUGCCCAGAGAGUGAGCAGCAGCUUGGCCGACUGGGUGCUCUGAGUCUCCCAGGGAGACUGUGUGUCAUCUGAGGUGGAUGGAAUGGAUUCUUCUACUCUGCUGCCUGCAUCCUUGUAGGGUACUGCACAAAACCUGGGAUGGAUUCCAUACCAAGAAAGAACGGCAGCGGUUAUAAACCUUCCUAAUGGUGAGACCCCCCAAUACAGUUUCUCUACCAUAAAAUUGUUUUGUUGCUACUUCAUAACUGUAAUUUUGCUCCUGUUAUGAGUCAUAAUGUAAACAUCUGUGUUUUCUGAUGGUCCUAGGCGACCCCCGUUAAAGGGUCAUUCAAUUCCCUAAGGUGUUGUAACACACAGGUUGAAAACCACUGCUGUAAAGGAAUGCAAAAUCACUACCACACCCUCAUUUUGUUACGUAUGCUCCAGGUAAUAAGGAAAAUAAACGUGUUUCCCUUUCUUUACGCUGCACUAGAUACUGUUAGGGUUCACAUCGGUAUUGAAAGAAGCCUUGUUCUUGCACACUGAGAGGUAGCCUCCAGCUCCAGGCGCAAGGCUCGCUCUUUCCUGUGUUUGGCUCCCGUAUCUCAUCUUGCAGAUCUGGUGACCCAGACAUUUGUGCAGCCACUGUACUGCUGUAAGGCUAGGCUGUUGCCAGGUCCUGGUGGUGCUGAUUUAUUGAUGGACAGCACGCUGGUUACUGUUACCACCCUGAGACUGCCCUCCAGUCUCUUAGUCCUAAGAUUACAAACAUCAUUUUUACAAGUUUGUGAAUUCCUUGAGGCAAGAGACCCUGUCUUAUCCUUUUGUGUACAGUAUAACACACUCUCGCACACACUCCGUCUCUGUAUGAAUAAAUGAGCCCAUAGAAAAACAAUGAAAAUAGGUUAAUAAUACUUCCUGGUAAUACCAGGAUGUUUAAUUUUUUUCAAUGCUCUUCCUUGCUAAUAAAGCCGCUGAAACGAAAGACGUGAGUGUAGACUUGGGCACUGAGAUUCCAAUUCAGAGUUCCAUUCUCACCCAGCAGCUGUCAGUCCUGGGGGACUCAGAGCCUGAGUCUCCGAGCCUCGGCCUCCUCCUAACUGGAUACAUGUAGAUAUUUUAACACGUUUCAUGCCUGGCUUCCACCCCUUCCCUCCUUCCUCUUGGGUUUUAUCAGAGAGAGCCGCUUUAUUGAAACAGAGGCUAACAUGGCCUUGACCUUUGAAUGGCAUGUCCGAAGGAUCAGAGUUUCGAACUGAAGUACACCUUGCCCAUAACUGAUGAUAGGGAUUGUGUAAUUGAGGUAGAAUUCAUUAGUGGUGGCUAGCUGUAUUUUCAAAUAUCUUUGGAAUACAGGCUGGAAAGAUGACUGAGUAGGAGAAGUGCUUGCCAUACAAACACCAGGGCUGGACUUUGGACUCCCAGUCCCCACGUAAACGUCUGCGGAAUGUGGCAGCUCAUCUGUAAUCCAGCACUGGGGAGAGAGGUUGGGAGAUCCAUGGAACAAGCUGGCUACCAGACUAGCCAAAUCAAGUUCUGUGUGCAAGUGAGAGACGCUGCCUUAAUGUAUAAAAUGAAGAGUUACUGAGGAAGAACACUGACAUCCACCUGCACCUCCACUUGUGCAUGCACCCCCCAUACACCCCCUCUCCUGACACGAGCUUGCCCACAUGCAGGCAAUAAGUAAAUGAGUCAUGUAGCAACUGUUCUAAUAGUUUUCCAUUAAAAUCCAUGUUUCAUAGACUUCAGUUAUUUUGGGAGACCUGACUCAUUCAUUCAUCCUUCUACUACUGUCAUUGGCAUGAACACAACAGAUGCCUCCCACAUUUUGUGGUCUCUCAGCUGGGGAGACCUUCCCAGCCACUGUACCUUGCCUAGGUGCAGCCUCUAGGGACCCAUGGCCAAGAGGAGAGAUUCCCAUCAGCAUCUGGUUGGUGGGCACUGUAUAUAAUGCAUUUUCCUCUUGGACUUGUAAAGGGGAAGACCGAGAAGCAGCGCAUCUGGGUUCAGGAUGGUCUUAUGUUCUGGCUUGAUGUCUGUAUAUAAAUCCUGUAUUACAUGGGGGUGGGGAGGUGUAGCCAGAAUGAAGGGAGAGGCAAUUUUUAAAUAUUCAUGGUGAGUGUGCCUGACCCACAGGCUCCAACUGCCCCAAGAGUGCUAAUCUAAGUUGGGGAGCGAUUAUCUUAGUCCUAUAGGUAGAGAGCCUAGGUGGUCAGGAAGAGGAGGAGACCGGCAAGUUGUUCUUCCUGCUUCUAAGCCUGCUGCUCAGACAGCAGAUUUAUAUUUUGGAAAACAUUGUAUAAAUUACCUUAGAGAUCAGUGGCCUCAGGGAAUGACUGGUUUUGUGUUAUCUUUCUUUUAAAAUUAUUUCUUUUAUUAUGUGUAUGUACAAUGUACCAAGAACAUGCAGGCACAUUUAGAGGUCACAAGGGGGCAUCAGAUCCUCUGGAACUGGAGUUAGAGCUGGUGUGAACCCCUAUGUGGGUUGUAGGAACACAGCCAGUGCUCUUAGUUGCUGAGCCAUCUCUCCAGAUCCUCUUGUUUUCUAGGAGUUAAAAGUUAGAAGUCACAGGUUUCAAAGAAAUCUUUGAUAUUGUUGAGAUCUGGUCCCUCUCUGUGGGCGGCUGAACAUGUAAGAUCAAACUAGCCUCAAACUCAACGAUCCUCCUGCCUCAACUUCAUGGGGGUUUUUUCCCAGCAAGUCAUUUGGGUUUCAUUUUCUAAACUGCACAGAUAGCUGAGGCCUCAAAUGACCUUGCAGCAAGCAGGUCCUGGAGAGCGCAGUAUAGGAUUACUGCGCGAAGCUGAUCCGCUCCGCGCGGUGGGGAUCCAUCCCAGCGCUUGGGCUUGCCCUCCGCCGCGCUCGCCGCCGCCUCCGCGCUCCCGGGACCCGCAGGCCCCGCUGGGCGCGCGGCCCGCAGUCUCCGCACGUCGGCCUCCGCCCGCCCGCCCCGCCCCGGCGCGCAUUUCCAUUUUAAACCGCCGCCCGCCCGCCCCUCGACCGACCGCGGCCGGCGCAACCACCCGCGCGGCACGGAACCUCGGGAGAGGCGGAGGCUCCCGGACUGCCGAGCUGUGCAGGAAAAGGCCCUGGGAUGCGCUUCGGCCCGGCGCACUAGACAAUGAAGCCGCGGGCGCUGCUGCCCGCCGCGGGCUUUGCGCACCCAGGCCGCACCUGCUGGCGAGGCGGGUUCCGUGCCUGAGCGCCCACCCAGCCCCUCAUGGCUCGGCUCUCCGGGUGCGGACCCCGGCAGUCGGGCCGCGUGGCACGCGGACGGGCGGACUCCAGGGGCGCUGUUCCCGCAGCCUGAGCGCGGGCCUCGCUGCGCGCGGGGGGCGUGGGCGCCGCUCCCCGCCCGCUCGGGCUCUGCACCUGGCCAGCUCUGCGCCUGAGGCGCGCGUCCCGGCAGCCGGCGGCGCUGGAUGCAGCCGGGCCUCGGAGGGCGGCGAGGCGGCCGCGGCCCCUGGGGACAUGUACCUGCUGGACGGCAGCGGCGAGCCCGCGUCUUCGCCUGCGGACACGAUGUCGCGCGGGAUGCCCCCCAGGAAGACGGUCUACCGCAUCUCGGUGACCAUGGUCAGGAAGGAGCAGCUGGCCGCUCCGGCUCCACGUCCUACUCGGCGGCCCCGGCCCGCGCGCUCCCCGGAGGCGCCCGGGCGGCUGGAGGAGGAGGCCGAGGAGGCGGCGGCUGAGGAUCCUGAGAUCGGGCCGCGCGCCUGGGACUUCCGCGCCUUUCGCACACGCAGCACCGGGCAGCUGGAGCUCGGGCGGCUGCGGCCGUGCGCACACGACACAGAACCCACCGACCUGAUGGGUAGCCCCACGACUGAGGGGCCCAGCAGUCCUGAUGGGGAGGAGGCACGGGCCGCGCCCCUGCGGCGGAGCCUCAGCUUUAGGCACUGGAGCGAGCCCGAGGUGCCACGGAGCCCUGCGCUGAGCGGCGGGAGGCGCCACAGCAGCUCUGGAAGCCUGGCAUGGAUGCCCGACGACGAUGUCGAGGCGGACGUCGUUCCGGAACCGGUGGCUGGAGUGCAGCCGGCUGCUGAGAAGCGCAACACCUUGGACGUGGGCGAGGUGCUUAGCAAGAACGAUGCCCUCUCAGACCUGGAGCGCUGGGAGCGCAGCAAGAGCAAGAACCGCACGCUGGACAACAGCGACCUGCAGCGGCUGGAGCGCGCGCGGGCCGCGGCUGCCGGCCCUGGGGCCGCCUCGGAGCACCGGCUGCUGCGUUUCUUCAGUGGCAUCUUCGCGCGCAGGGACGGCGGGCCCUCACCCCGCAGCGGCGCCCUACGCUCGCGCGGUUACUUCAGCCUGCGGCGGGCCCCGGCCGACACGCAUUCGUCCAGUGCCGAGAGCAUCGAGGGGUCCCCGCGCAGAGAUGCUUUCGUGAACAGCCAGGAAUGGACACUCAGCCGAUCAGUACCAGAGCUCAAAGUGGGAAUUGUGGGUAACCUGGCCAGUGGCAAGUCUGCGCUGGUGCACCGGUACCUGACAGGCACAUACGUGCAGGAGGAGUCUCCGGAAGAUAUGGACGCAGGUGGCAGGUUCAAGAAGGAGAUUGUUGUUGAUGGACAGAGUUAUCUGCUGCUGAUUAGGGAUGAAGGGGGUCCCCCGGAGGCACAGUUUGCCAUGUGGGUGGACGCGGUCAUCUUUGUCUUCAGCUUGGAGGAUGAGAUCAGUUUCCAGACCGUCUACCAUUACUACAGCCGAAUGGCCAACUACAGGAACACCAGUGAGAUCCCAUUAGUGCUGGUGGGGACCCAGGACGCCAUAAGUUCCACCAACCCGAGGGUCAUCGAUGACGUCAGGGCUCGGAAGCUCUCCAAUGACCUGAAGCGGUGCACGUACUAUGAGACGUGCGCCACCUAUGGGCUCAACGUGGAGCGGGUCUUCCAGGACGUUGCCCAGAAGAUUGUUGCCACGAGGAAGAAGCAGCAGCUGUCCAUAGGCCCCUGCAAGUCCUUACCCAACUCUCCAAGCCACUCCUCUGUGUGUUCUGCCCAAGUGUCCGCAGUACACAUCAGCCAGACAAGUAACGGAGGUGGGAGUUUAAGCGACUACUCAUCCUCUGUCCCUUCGACCCCAAGCACCAGCCAGAAGGAGCUUCGGAUCGACGUCCCUCCCACUGCCAACACUCCAACGCCCGUCCGGAAGCAAUCCAAGCGCAGGUCCAACCUAUUCACAUCUAGGAAAGGGAGCGACCCAGACAAAGAGAAGAAAGGCCUGGAGAGCCGCGCGGACAGCAUCGGGAGCGGGCGAGCCAUCCCAAUUAAACAGGGCAUGCUCCUGAAAAGAAGUGGCAAGUCACUAAACAAAGAGUGGAAAAAGAAGUACGUCACCCUAUGCGACAAUGGUGUGCUGACCUACCACCCCAGUUUACAUGACUACAUGCAGAACGUCCAUGGCAAAGAGAUAGACCUCUUGAGAACCACUGUGAAGGUGCCGGGGAAGAGGCCGCCCCGAGCCACAUCAGCCUGUGCGCCGAUCUCCAGUCCCAAAACCAAUGGCCUGGCCAAGGACAUGAGCAGUUUACACAUCUCACCAAAUUCAGGGAAUGUCACUAGUGCGUCUGGGUCUCAGAUGGCAAGCGGCAUCAGCCUGGUCUCCUUCAACAGCCGACCCGAUGGCAUGCACCAGCGCUCCUACUCAGUCUCCAGUGCCGACCAGUGGAGUGACGCUACAGUCAUUGCAAACUCAGCCAUCAGCAGUGACACGGGGCUGGGUGACUCGGUGUGUUCCAGCCCAAGUAUCUCCAGCAGCACCAGCCCCAAGCUCGACCCACCCCCCUCCCCCCACGCCAACAGAAAGAAGCAUCGGAGGAAGAAAAGUACCAGCAACUUCAAGGCCGACGGGCUCACGGGCACCGCUGAAGGUUCACAUUCACACUCUGGCCUCAGACUGAGAGACCCAGUUGCCUGGCGCCCUGGAGAUCUCCAUCCACAGUUCCAUACAUCUUUAGGCCAGAAAAGAGCCCCACGGCCCCAUCUUGGGAGCUUCUGGGUUUCUGCCAAACGCAAAGCAUGGAAACUAAACCGUGUUGGUAGCCUGCGAAACAUAUACAGCAGCAGCAGCACCAACACCGAAGAGCAAGAAGAAAACUUGGAGUUUAUCAUUGUGUCCCUCACUGGCCAGACGUGGCACUUUGAAGCCACCACAUACGAGGAGCGAGACGCAUGGGUCCAAGCCAUCGAGAGCCAGAUCCUAGCCAGCCUGCAGUCCUGUGAGAGCAGCAAGAAUAAGUCCCGACUCACCAGCCAGAGCGAAGCCAUGGCACUGCAGUCAAUCCGUAACAUGAGAGGGAACUCGCACUGCGUGGACUGUGACACCCAGAACCCCAACUGGGCCAGUUUGAACUUGGGAGCCCUCAUGUGUAUCGAGUGCUCAGGGAUCCACCGGAAUCUCGGCACCCACCUCUCUCGGGUCCGAUCGCUCGACCUCGACGACUGGCCCAUGGAGCUGAUCAAGGUGAUGUCCUCCAUCGGGAAUGAGCUGGCCAACAGCGUGUGGGAAGAGGGCAGCCAGGGACGGACAAAGCCCUCGUUGGACUCCACCAGGGAAGAAAAGGAACGGUGGAUUCGGGCCAAGUAUGAGCAGAAACUCUUCCUGGCCCCACUGCCAUGCACAGAGUUCUCCCUGGGCCAGCAACUGCUACAUGCCACUGCUGAGGAAGACCUGCGGACUGUCAUCCUGCUUCUGGCACACGGGUCACGGGAUGAGGUGAAUGAGACCUGUGGGGAAGGAGAUGGUCGCACGGCCCUGCACCUGGCCUGCCGCAAGGGCAACGUGGUCCUGGUUCAGCUGCUGAUCUGGUACGGGGUGGACGUCAUGGCCCGAGACGCCCACGGGAACACAGCACUGGCCUAUGCCCGUCAGGCCUCCAGCCAGGAGUGUAUCGACGUGCUUCUACAGUAUGGCUGCCCCGACGAGCGCUUUGUGCUCAUGGCUACCCCCAACCUGUCUAGAAAGAACAACAGCAGGAACAACAGUAGCGGCAGGGCGCCCAGUGUCAUCUGAGCUCAGCCAACACUCUACCCGCCCACCUGCUCCGGAAGUUGCAACACCACGUGAGUCUCUCAGUUCCCUCCCUCUUCCUGGUGGACGCCUUCCACCCACCUGCCACUCACUCACCCCACCCGAAAUCUCCAAACCUGGACAUCCUCAAGGGGAGAAGAGGCUGCAGGCUAUAGAACGGAACUCUUUUCCCACCCUCCGGAAGCAACGUAGGAGGGACCGACCACCUCCCGGCUUUGAGGAUAGCACACGACAACGGGGGACCCCUGUUCCAGUGGCCUGGAGACGGAGCGGGGGGAGGGGCAGCAAGGAGAAGGGGCAGCGUCCCCUAACUGGCAGUUAAGCACAUCAGUACAUUUCGCCUCGACCAAAAAGGAGGCUUGGAUUUCACGUCUUCUCGGGGGAGCUUGACGGCAUAAAUCAGAAGCAAGCACAGUUUGUCAGGUCUGAAGCCCCUAUGAUGGUAGGUGUCAAAUCAGUUGUAGCUAAUCUGUCCAGGGAGAAUACUGGCUUCAUUACACUUGUAUAGUCGAGUUCCUCCAGCAUUACCGCUGUUUAAUAGAACGUGAUUAGUCAUCACCGGGAAGAAGGCAUAUUAGCCGAGGAGGUAGUUACACGGCACGCUCCGGUGAUUGCCACGAUAUGAUUGCCGUGCGCCUAGCAGCAUCAUAUUACCCUAGACGUGUCUCUCCAGCCCUCGGAGCCCUCCUUCCCAAAUUCACUGUCAUAAUUUAGUAUCUGUUUAAUUUUUCAGUCCAAAGAGAGGAAAUCAGUUGCCGGGUAUUAUUUGACUCCAUUCCCCUUUCUUGGUGCAAAAACAAAAUGGAAAAAAAAAAAAAAAGUAAAUAAAGAGCAACUUGGAAAUUCUAAAAGAAAUAAUGAAUUCAGCUGACAACGGCUUUCAAAUGUGUUCCAAAACUAAGUAAAUACGUAAAAGGAUAUUUUUUUUUUCCUGAGAGAUUUUUUUUUUUCCGUACUUUGGCCACAACGGAUGUGUCAGGCCUCAGCCACUCCCGAUCCACAAAGUCUGAAUCACCCAGGUUUCUGUCGUAGAUAAGAUGUGUGAAAAUCUAUUUGAAUAAAAGUUCAUAAAUAUGCAUUGAUUUUUGCACAGACAAAUGGCACCCAUGUUGAUUUAUCAAUUGAGCUGGAUGGGAACUAAUAAGGUGCAACUGGUUGAGAUCAGAGGGUUACAGAUCAUUGUCCAUGAGAAGUGCUCCCAGCAGCAAACUACCAUUAAUCUGAAAAACAGCUUUUUAAAAGGUGCGGAUCAGAAUAAGACGGUGGCACAAAUUGCUUAUUAAAGUGGGAGGGGGGAGGGGAAGGAGAGAGGCAGAAGAGUGGGAAGGAAGGCACGCAUGAGCCCUCAUCCCAGGUUUUAGAGCUGAGACCGUCCUUCCCAACCAAACCAAGGGGCUGUGGCAAGAAGGGGUGAUUUCUCGAAACGCCAGAACACCCACAAAGGUGUCCUGUAAGCAGCUGCUAGCCUCUCUGGCACAGCUCGCCCCGGAGAGUCCGUAGACGCCGUACACACGGUCCAGCUGUCUGGCUCUAACACAGAUUGCCAUCCUGGGGCACAGGGGGCAUCAGAUGCCAGACACCUUCAGCACGGUGGUCAGACAGGAGCACCGAACCGUGACACUAUUUAGUUUUUAAGAAAAGUUGGGGCAGCCUUGCCAGAGAGCUCCCGUGACAGUGUGGCAGGGAGAAGGCCAUCACACUGGAAAACAGGACCCUGGGCAAAGCCACCACCGGCAGGCAUCCUGUGGAGAAGCUUCCUCACGAUUAUAUAUCUGAACUUUCUAUUUUGUAAGAGUUUUUCCUCCUCUUUAACUUUUUACAAAAAAAAAAAAAAAUUUAAAGUAGAUGGGAACAAAAGUAAAGCUUUACACAGCAUUUAGAUGUGGGCAGUGUCUCGUGGAGAUCUCCAGGCUCACCACAGCCGGAACUGACCAGUAUCCAGAAAUGUCACAGAUGCGAAGCCACAGGUCUGAGACCCCUGAGCUCAGCCCCAUGCGCCUGCGCCGUGCAUUUGGUUUUUCCUCCUGCUAUCCAUCACUGUGUCGUUACUUUAAAUGUGAAUAGAGAAAGCAAGCUGUCAUUGCCUACCUAUUUUUUGAAGAAUGCAUCAGCAUCUGACCCUGUGAUCCGCACACGUAGCCUUUACCGUAGACUUCUAUAGAGAACACAGAUAGACUAUAAAUUCUUAAAUUAUUUCAGUGUAGUUAAUUCCCACUAGGAGUGCUUCUAUCAUAGGGGAGCCUACUUCGGAAAGGAAACGGACUCCUUUGUGAGGCCUCUCUUCGGGGUGUAUAUGAGUGUGUACAUAUUACCGUGUGUUUAUAAUAUGAUAUUUUCCCAAAUGACUCCUUGUUUCAUAUCACCCUCCGCUGCCUGAAUACGCAGUUGCUUGCUCUGGUUCCCUCCCACCCUCCCUCCCUAGGUCGCUCUGACACCAUCAGUUCUUCCUCAGAACACAUGACCCCUCCCCUGCCAGUGUUUGCCGUGCUGAACUGCCCAAGGAUUGCCCACUUUUUCAUAAGCCUGAGUUUCGGCAACAGAUACAAGGGUGGCAGCAGGGCCUCCAGGGUUCUCUGUGCUGAUAAAGGAGAGACGUGGCCUAACCGUGCUUCUGUUUCACACCAGGUCCUUCCCUCAGCAAUGAUCUGCUUGUUCCCAUUUUCAUGCUGACACCAAGGCUGGGAAAAACAGGGACAGGAUGGCAGCCCCAGUACCAAACACUUCCCCUAAUGCGAAGCGCUUUUUAGAGAGCAUAUCAGAAUAAGAUAGUCGCACGGUGGACUUACUAAAACCAAGAAAGGAAGUAGAAAGAGCUGGGGUGGUGGACUCAAGAGUUCUCAUUACAGACACACUGUUAGAGCUGAGGCCACUCUCGUGCCAGGAGGGAGGGGCUCCGGGAAGGGAUAGCCCACUGCAGAGUCCAUUCAGUACAGAGUCCAUUCAUAUUUGGGGUGAAUUUCCUCUCUUGUUGAGAAGUUCCCAGCUGGGGCCAGCCACAAACAGGCCUGUGAUUUGUCGUCACUCGUCCUGGGGAGGCAGUGAUAGAACCAGGCACAUGUCAGACUCACCUGGGGCUACCUCUGCUAGGCUUCUGACACCCUCCCCCAGGCUGUGAAGUGUCAGGGGAGGAAGGGAAGCCUCCUGAUGCUGAGAAAGCCCCUCUAAUGGUUUGUCUGGCUUUACAAAGAGCUAAGCACUGCUCUCCCAUCAUCCCCAAGUAUCACUCGAGCCUAAGAUGAGCCUCCUCUCCUGUAACCUCAUACCUCUGCUAUUGGCUCACCAAGCCUCCUUCUCCCUGCACUGCUGGGGUGCUUACAUGUGCACACACACACGCGCGCGCACACACACACAAGCAUGCACAUGCACGCACACAGGCACACACUAAAGGAGCAUACAUACACUGUCAGUUCCCUGUCCCCAUUAACUUUGAGCAUCAUAGCACCUCAGCCCUUCGGCUUUACUGCCUCUGUCCCCUGAGAAGCUUAGCCAGAGAGGGUGAACCCCAGGGCACCCUGUAACAUCCUCCUCCCUCUGUCAAGACCCACAGUGAGUUUGUGUCUGAACUUGGUGAGUCAGAGACCUGCUGGCCCUGAGCCUGAUCUGCGUUCCUGGUUGCCAAGGUUUCUGCCCUUCCUCCCGUCAUUUGGGCUGUCUCAUGCCUGAGAUGGUCAGUCUCCACCCCUCCUUGCAGAUGCCCCACAACAGCACAGCUGGAAACUGUGCCAUCAGAGCCUCCAAACUCCUGAGAGGCUGACCUCCCUGAGAGGCAGGCCCUUGCUUUCUGGUGGGCUCUCCUCAACUCGCCUGUCUCUUCACAGCCUACAAGGUCCCUGAGGCUUUGCUAGAACUCCCCCAGGAUUGUAUUUAUGACUUUGAAGCAAACAAAUUGAAAAGCAGGAAGGAAUUUGAAGAAAUGUGAAACGGAUGAACAUCUUUCCUUUAAAAAAAAAUAAAACAGAAUUUAUCCCCCAUUGCUUCUGUUGUGAAGGGCACAGCUGGAGGCGAUUUUUCCCUUGUCACUCACCAGAAAGCCUCCAGGGCCAUUGGUGUCCAAUAUGCCACCUUCUCUUCUACUUCUCGUGCAUUCUAAAUGGCCCUACUUCUGCCAGGCCCUGGCCAGCAGCACGCCAAGACGUGUGCCUGGUACACUGCAGGACCAAGACAUCAGGUCUAAGGGAACCACAUGGCCCAGCUAUUUGUCUGGUCUCUUUGGGACCCUUCUCUUUAAAGCAGCCAAAGUGGAUGGUCUUUUAGCCAAAAUGUCACAUUCCUUCUUGAGAGGUGGGGAGGGGAGGGGCUGGCUCCUCUGCUGGUACCACUCAGCAGUAGACCCCAGGCUUUUAGUCCCACCCCUGGAAGCAAGAAGCAGGGACAGCUGAUUAGAGAUCCCAGCACCCGGAGUAGUCAGGGCUUAUCUCUCACUUCAUGGGGAAAGACAACAUCUGGGGUGUUUGAAGACUCCUCCCACUUAGAAGUCCUGACCUAACCGGUCUCUUCCAGAUGCUGAAACUCCCGGUAGUGUCUGUACCUGCUGCCCUUUAAACAGUGGUUUAGACCCUGGGUCAGAGUUGAGAGAGAGAACGUUUCGCCAUGGAUAACUAGACAGCCAACAAGGCUUUGCAUCUUAAGUUUUAGCAGAUCCAGGUCAGGUGUGCACACUGAGGGUCCCUGGGGAAGCUGGCCUCCUGUCCCUCAUCUCAAGAGGCCAAUUUUCCUGUAGAAGAAGAGUAUUUAGUUUGGGUUUGCUCCUGUCUCGUCAAAGCGUUCUUAACUGAGGCCAUCCUCUUCCAUAGAGAGCCUUAGGUGGGUGUGGACACCCAGCACUGGCAGCCACUCGAGGGUCCAAAGUAAGUGGCCUCAGGGAGUGAGGGAGGGGAGGUCAGCUCAGGGCUUGUCUUUAUUUUGCUGGGCACGUGGCAUCUGCUGGGGACCCCCAGGGGUCGUGAAUCAAGCCAUAUGAUGGAGUCUUCCCGCCAAAGGGAGGGCUGGUGUGAAAUUCUGUGUGCAGGGAAUUACAUGGCCUUUGUCUUGUUGCGGGUGACAUAAAGGAACCAAGAAGUGUGAGUGGGUGGGGGGAUGGGAUCAGGCCCCGAGGAGAGCCCUUUAAUGUACUGUGGGUGGGAACAACCACUCUAGGAUCACACUGUAGCCCAUUGGGUCAGGACUGCGUCCACACUAGCCCACAUGUCAGUGUGGUUACUAGAGAUUGCUCUCAGAUGCUUGCAGAAAGAAAAGCUUAGCUUCCUGGGUGCUCAUGUGAACUCACCAAGGGCAUGCACCAAAAGAAUUUGUAAGCAGCCCUCUGUCUGAUGUGCUCAGAAGAUACCCAGUCCACCUGGCUCGUCGGGAUGCAGAGAAGGGACCAAGGGUGCCCUGAGUUGGGGCCAGCCCAAAUGGGGCUUCUAGAUCCUGCUCUUGCCUGCACCUUGCUCACCUACCAUCCAAGUCCUGCAGUUUUCUUACCAGAGUGGUACAGGGCAGUCGAGUGGAGACCUGGCUAUUGUGUGACAGACGGGCAAGAGAUCCCUUCAAAGCAUCCUUGUGAUCAGAGGGGAAAGAUGCCAUACCUUCUUGUUGAAAAUAACCCUUUUCUUGUAUGUAAAACAAUUCCUUUCCCUCCCUACAUUGUGAGGUUUGGGGGGAGGGGGUCGUUUUCUUCUAAAAUGAGAAGCUUCUCAGAUGAGAACUGGUCCUCCAGCCCUGAGCCCUGAGGACUGAAGGGUGUCGAAUCCCAGGAAAGCACAGAAGGUGGCUGGGCCUCUACAACAGCCUGAGGCUGGACCUGCAGAAGACAGGGCCUGGACAUCUUCUUUCCCUCUUCCUUCCCUUCCCCCAGUUCCACCUCGAGUCCUCCUCUUGCCACAAGAGCUUCUUUGCAAAGAGAAACCCCAGACAAGGCCGCGCACCGCUGGCACAUCUCUGGGUAGGGGCAAGGAAGGCCACCUCACCUGCCUAGCCACACACAGAAGGCAGAAGCACAGCGAGGGCUUCUCCAGAGGUGGGUGGCCGAUCAGGGGCAUUUUGAUAUUACCUCAUUCCAUAAUUUUACGUUUCCCGAUGACCGAUGCUUUAUUUAUGCUGUUUGUCCUGUAAUUCAGCCAUCCACAGACAUUUCGCUUUGCUUGUUCGUUCAUGCGACCUUGUUCGGGUUAAAUAUGCUGGUUUGUAUUUUCCUGCCUUGGGAGUUUGUGUCAGCUGUACAGUAUUCUAAGGGGAGAAGAAAAGGAGACGCGUGUAAAGUAAUGGAGAGAGGUAGCUAUAAUGUAGAGACCUCUUUCUAAUAAAGAAAAGAAAAUAUGUA
Messenger RNA from Rattus norvegicus (Norway rat), 14046 nucleotides. RefSeq names its product ArfGAP with GTPase domain, ankyrin repeat and PH domain 1 (gene Agap1). Gene Ontology annotation, molecular function: GTPase activity; GTPase activator activity; GTP binding. The record is from RefSeq and is a predicted model, not a curated record. NCBI's taxonomy places the organism in Eukaryota, Metazoa, Chordata, Mammalia, Rodentia, Muridae. Gene Ontology annotation, cellular component: neuron projection; cytoplasm.